This is a messenger RNA of Kwoniella botswanensis, 459 nucleotides long. RefSeq lists its product as uncharacterized. Gene Ontology annotation, cellular component: cytoplasm. The transcript has 5 exons. The record is from RefSeq and is a predicted model, not a curated record. Lineage: Eukaryota; Fungi; Basidiomycota; Tremellomycetes; Tremellales; Cryptococcaceae. Bases 1 to 459 code for a protein of 152 amino acids.
AUGGAUUUCGACGCUGAGACAGCUGGUAACAACCCAGAGAUCGAGAUGCAAUUUGCAGUCAAGACAGUCGAGCAUUUAGAGGCAUAUGAGAAAUUGUUAUGUGGUAUCCCACCAAGUAAAAUAAAAUUCACCCCGAUUGAUGAAGAAUUGUACGGUAAUCUCCUUGAUGAAUUCCCGGAACUUAAAUUCGAAGAUAAUCUCAGAGUGUUAGACGAAGAAGCCAUGAAGUCGCCGCAGGGUAAAGAGAGAUGGAGGAAAUUCAUAAUGCCCUACGAGAAAAGAGUGACAGAUUAUAAUUUCGGGACUUUGAUCAGAAGAAGAUCCGACGAGUUGUAUUCCGAGGAAAAUUCAGUAUUAGUCACAAGAGUUCAAUUCUACGCUCUUGAGAUCGCAAGGAACAAAGCUGGAUUGAACGAUAAGAUAUAUAACGAAGCUCAGGCAAAGAAGAACAAGGCGUAG